AACCAACUGGCCGAUGUUUUCACUCAGCUCAAUGAAACGGAGCUCCAGCUCAGCGGUCUUGAGGCAUGGGCUGGCUUGCCCCCGGAGUGUUUCUCUUCGGUUCCUUCCAAUUCAUCCGGUGCGACGUUCGACUCAGAUCAGAUUUCUUUUGAAGCGCAAACGUUGGUUGAACUGGUUCGCAGGCUACAGGUUGGUCUGCGUUCAAUGGUAUCCAAGAACUUUGUUACACCGCAGACAAAUCCAACUGAUGUGACAAUGGAUGAAUCCUAUGGACAGACAACAUCCACCUUUGUCCAAGGCCAGGCAAAACAACGAUCGACGACGAAGGCUCAAAAUAGCCGUAUAGAUCCUCAGCCUACGUCAAGCACAGUUCCUUCCGUCAUCGGUGGUCAAAUCCCCAGCCAACAAGGAUACACUACUAUUUCCCCACAAUUAGCCGAUACUGUUUCCUAUCCGAUCAGUGAGGAAGGCAGUACCGUAGCACAGCAUGGUAGUCGUUUAGCAUAUCAGUCACCCACUCCUCACUUCAAUAUUUCGGCGUCGACUCGCUCGCCAAUGACAGACCGUCGUCAACCAGAAGGUACAGAGCACUACUCGGGGAUUCCCAAUCCGAAUCGUUCAGCUCCAAUGGCGCCACAUUCUUCCACUGCACCUAGUCCGUUUGGGCAACAGACUGUCUGCCCUUAUACCACCGGUGGCCAGUCGGGAUAUUCGGAUAUGCUUUCCCAACCUCAUUCCAAUCGGUUGACCGGUUCGGGUUAUCCGGAACCUGGUGUUAUGUGUGAUGUGGGCUGUUCAAUGCAUGGCGAUCCUCACCUUGGUUUUUGGUUUGUUCCCUACAUCUUUUUGGCUUCUGUGCGCGUCCAAUAUAUAGGAUCCACAAUCCUUUCUCGAAUGCUUUCUGGAUCGCGUUUGGCCUCACCACUCACCAGACCAACUGGACUAUUUUUGGCUGAAUCACCUUUGGUUCGUGCAUUGAGGACUGUCCCUCUCAAAGGCCGUAGGUUGUGGGAGCGAUAUGAUGUGAAUCCAGAGCACUCCGGAACACACACGGUAUAUCGAGAUACCCGACCAGCAGUUGAGGACCAAGAUGCGCAGAUCUCCCGUAGGCCCAAUUCCGUUGUGAGUGGUUCUGGUGGAGGAGCUCCAUAUGUGAAGCCCUAUCUACAGCCGAAACCAGUGGACCUCCGCUACAAUCCUCGGCUGUACGAUGGUGGCUUGUUACCCCGUCUGGAACAUACCGAUGAACCGGUCCGUUUGCCAGAAUACCGGCCUAGGGAUCUAUGGGCCCCACACCGAGCACAUUUCGGUCAGAAUGAUUAUAUUGACAUUCUGGGUGAUGGAAAACUAACCUUCCGCGAUUUUUACACCGGUCCUCCCUGGUCAUUUGGCACCAGAAACGAAUUUCAGCGUGUGAGUGCGCGAAUGAACAAUCCUGCCCUCGUAGCCUGGUUGGAGGAGUUCGAGCCAUCUCGUUUGAAGUUAGAACAGAAAAGAAGAGAUUACUUGUACAAGAAAGUGAACAAGAGGAAAAAUAUUAAGUUUUAUCGAUACCGUGAUGCCCCAUGAAAAUACACCAUUGUUUCCCACUCACUACGCUUGUACAGAUUUUUUUAAAUUGUCAAACCUCUAGUGAAUCUGUUCCUAGUUUAACAAGUAUGUUUUCUUCCACUUCCCGGAAAUUAGAUUUUACGAGCCGGUAGUCAUCCAACACCCAAUCCGUGGGAUUAAUUUCUCUUCCCUGCCGUAAAAACAAUCAAUUGUAGGGAGGCUGGUACAAAUGACCCGUAUACCCUGGAAGUUCAGCUUGGGACCCAAACUUUGUGCUCAAAAUUUCCUAUCACACAUGAUUGUAACCUCAUCGUUU
Molecule: messenger RNA, 1867 nt
Organism: Opisthorchis viverrini
Lineage: Eukaryota; Metazoa; Platyhelminthes; Trematoda; Opisthorchiida; Opisthorchiidae
Exons: 4
Biological process (GO): translation
Cellular component (GO): mitochondrial large ribosomal subunit
Molecular function (GO): structural constituent of ribosome
Source: RefSeq, a predicted model, not a curated record